Messenger RNA from Talaromyces rugulosus, 1077 nucleotides. RefSeq lists its product as uncharacterized. The record is from RefSeq and is a predicted model, not a curated record. NCBI's taxonomy places the organism in Eukaryota, Fungi, Ascomycota, Eurotiomycetes, Eurotiales, Trichocomaceae. Bases 1 to 1077 code for a protein of 358 amino acids. The transcript has 2 exons.
AUGGACUUCGGGAGAAGAGAAGAAGGAGGAGAUGGGUGUGAGCUUGUGGGAGAGGAAAUGGCCACGUUAGUGGGGAACGGGAUUCUUGUAGGCUUUGUCGGACAAGCCGCUUUAUCCUUAGGCCUCUCUGCGUGGGUAUUCUUUCUAACCACGCACGGCAACAUGGAUAUCGUACAUCCAGAAGGUUCCAUACAUCGUGAAAUCGAGCGGAAGCGCUUGCACUUCGUUUCUAGUAUUUUAAUGAUUGGCUCCGAUAUCCAAUCGACGCUGGGAAUAGCCUAUAUGAUUACCGUCUUCGCACAGGCGGAGAUCAUAGACACAUACCACUUACACCUCGUGUUUGACAUUGUUAGCUUCGUCGGGGUGUCAAACACAGCCGCCCUCGUCUGUUGGAGAUUCUGCCGUGCGAAGCUGGACGAACCUCACAACUCUAAGCAUCGUACUAAGCGCAUCUCCGAACGUAUAAUCCAUCCCCACGGUCGCUACCGAGCCACUUUUAUGUAUACCGUCUUAUACCUGGUCCUUACCAUUCUCCUCUGCGUCCGCCUUGACGAUUGGUCACCUAAUAAGGCGCCUGGUCGUUGCUACCAUUCGCACUUGGUGACCAAUGCAGCAGCCUCGCAUCCUUACUCUGAUAAGAUCUAUGUGGCUAUCACCAGCUCUUGGCUUAUAGCCGUUCUUCUUGCUAGCGUGUUCGGUGGAGUUCGCAGGAGACAUACGAUUCUGAUCCUCUCCUCGCUUCACUUUCCCCUGCACCUCUACAUGGCGCUUGCGCUUCGGCAAGCAAACCAAGGCAAGUUUGAGGGCGAGCCGAAGCACGAGAAUGAAUGGGACUUUGGCCAGACAACCGCGGUGGUUCUUCUAGGCAUUUCCGUCACGGAACUUCUCACCAAGGGAAAAGAGUACUAUGACUUCGAGAAGUCGGUUGUUAAGCACGGUUUGCCUCGUCAUGGAAGUAACCGGUCGCUUCAGGAGGCUGGGGAAGGAAAUAGGGAUAACUGUCUCCUUGAGAGACUCCCUACAGACCAAAAUACCCCCAGAGAGAGGCUCCUUGUUGGGGAACAUGCUGAAAGUUGA